This is a messenger RNA of Raphanus sativus (radish), 632 nucleotides long. RefSeq lists its product as uncharacterized. The transcript is spliced from 5 exons. Bases 30 to 446 code for a protein of 138 amino acids. NCBI's taxonomy places the organism in Eukaryota, Viridiplantae, Streptophyta, Magnoliopsida, Brassicales, Brassicaceae. The record is from RefSeq and is a predicted model, not a curated record.
AGCACAAAGGUGAUCCAUUAACGGCCCAAAUGGAUCCUAGACAAAAAAAAAAGAUUUGGGUCCAGAGAAAGACCCCCAAUCUCGAAAAGAAACAGAACAAACAAACCCUAGAUUAUAACGCCGGACAGAAGAAGAAGAAGAAGAAGAUGAUGAGGUUCCUGGGAAGCACGUUGGCUAAGUCUUGUGGCAAGGGGAGGCUGCAGUGUCGUGAUUUUUCAUCCGUCGGUGAGAAAGUUGUGACUAAGCGCGGCUCGAAAGUUGUUGGAUACGCCUAUAAAGGAGCGUUUUGUGGUAUUGGAUACGUGAUUGGUGGCUUAACAACAAACUCUGUCUCGGCGCAAGUUCAGGGAGUUGAGGAGAGACUGCUGGAAGUAUCGAAAAGCUGUGAUGAAACCGAAGCAGCGUUGGAGGCACGAAUGAAGAACUGGAAGACGAAGAAUAUCUAAUUUUACUUUUGUGCGUCUCUGUAAUACCGAAUUAUCGAAGACUUGGUAUGGGAUGUGGGACAAGUUGUUAUCUAAUUUCACCUUUUUAUUAUUGUAAUAAUCAACAGCGCAGCAGUACUUAUAAUAUGUUGCUUUUGUAAUAACAUAAAUAUCUUGUUAAGAUAUUGAAAAUAUCAAUAUCCUCAA